Gorilla gorilla gorilla (western lowland gorilla) is the source of this 2490-nucleotide messenger RNA. RefSeq names its product golgin subfamily A member 6C. The coding region runs from base 2 to 2221 and encodes 739 amino acids. Gene Ontology annotation, biological process: Golgi organization. Lineage: Eukaryota; Metazoa; Chordata; Mammalia; Primates; Hominidae. The record is from RefSeq and is a predicted model, not a curated record. Gene Ontology annotation, cellular component: Golgi cisterna membrane; Golgi cis cisterna; Golgi apparatus. The transcript has 18 exons.
AAUGGGAUUGGAGCAUUCAGGCCACACCCCUAUUCUGCAUUCUAGUGUGGCCCUGGUUACGCCUCCUCUGUCUCAGUCACACAGCAGCCUGGUAGGAGACUGGAGGUGUUUGCUGAUGUGGCCCCAACCCUACCUCCCUCCCCACCCCAUGAUGUUACAAGAAACUGGAGAGAACAAAUUGGCAGCAGCCAAGAAAAAGCUAAAAGAAUAUCAGCAAAGGAAGAGCCCUGGUGUCCCAGCAGGAGCAAAGACAAAAAAGAAAAAACCUGGCAGUAGCCCUGAGACAACCACUUCUGGUGGUUGCCACUCACCUGGGGAUAGCCAGUACCAAGAACUAGCAGUAGCCCUUGAGUCAAGCUCCGUGACAAUCAAUCAACUCAAUGAAAACAUAGAAUCAUUGAAACAGCACAAGAAACAAGUGGAACAUCAGCUGGAAGAAGCAAAGAAAACAAACAAUGAAAUACACAAAGCACAAACGGAGCAGUUAGAGACAAUCAACAUCCUCACAUUGGAAAAGGCAGACUUGAAGAUCACCCUUUACCAUACUAAACGUGCUGCCCGACACUUCGAAGAAGAGUCCAAGGAUCUGGCUGGCCGCCUGCAAUACGCCUUACAGCGUAUUCAAGAAUUGGAGCGGGCUCUCUGUGCUGUGUCUGCACAGCAGCAGGAAGAGGACAGGUCCUCGAGCUGCAGUGAAGCGGUCCUCCAGAGGCAGUUGCAGCAGACCAUAAAGGAGCGGGCACUGCUGAACGCACACAUGACACAGUUGACAGAGUCACUAAAACAAGUCCAGCUACAGAGAGACGAGUAUGCUAAACACAUAAAAGGAGAGAGGGCCCGGUGGCAGGAGAGGAUGUGGAAAAUGUCGGUGGAGGCUCGAACAUUGAAGGAAGAGAAGAAGCGUGACAUACAUCGGAUACAGGAGCUGGAGAGGAGCUUGUCCGAACUCAAAAACCAGAUGGCUGAGCCCCCAUCCCUGGCGCCCCCAGCAGUGACCUCUGUGGUGGAACAGCUACAAGAUGAGGCCAAACACCUGAGGCAGGAGGUGGACGGUCUGCAGGGAAAGCUCCAAUCCCAGGUGGAAAACAACCAGGCCUUGAGUCUCCUGAGCAAGGAACAAAAGCAGAGACUCCAGGAGCAGGAGGAGAUGCUCCAGGAACAGGAGGAGAUGCUCCGAGAGCAGGAGGAGUGGAGGGUGCGGGAGCAGGAGAGACUGUGUGAGCAAAACGAGAGGCUUUGGGAGCAGCAGAAGACGCUACGGGAGCAGGGUGAGAGGCUGCGAAAGCAGGAGCAGAGGCUACGAAAGCAGGAGGAGAGGCUGCGAAAGGAGGGGGAGAGGCUGCGAAAGCAGGAAAAGAGGCUGUGGGACCAGGAGGAGAGGCUGUGGAAGAAGGAGGAGAGGCUACAAAAGCAGGAGGAGAGGCUCGCGCUCUCCCAGAACCACAAGCUUGACAAGCAGCUGGCCGAGCCACAGUGCGGCUUCGAGGAUCUGAACAACGAGAAAAAGAGCGCACUGCCAUUGGAGCAGCAAGUAAAGGAGCUGCAGGAGAAGCUAGACGAGGUGAAGGAGAUGGAGCACCUAGAAGCUGCCAGCCAGCAGGACCAACAGCUGGAGACUCAGUUGAGCCUCAUGGCUCUCCCUGGAGAAGGAGAUGGAGGAGAACAUCUUGACAGUGAGGAGGAGGAGGCGCCUCAGCCCACGCCAAACAUCCCAGAGGACCUGGAGAGCCGGGAGGCCAUGAGCAGCUUUAUGGACCUCCCGAAGGAGAAGGUGGACGGGACGGAGCAGGUGGAGAGACCAGAGCUUGGAUUCGUCCAGCCUUCUGGAGUGACAGAUGGCAUGAGAGAGUCCUUCACCAUAUAUGAAAGCCAGGGGGCAGUGCCAAACACGUGGCACCAGGAGAUGGAGGAUGUCAUCAGGCUGGCCCAGAAGGAGGAGGAGAUGAAGGUGAAGCUGCUGGAGGUGCAAAAGCUGGUGUUGCCCCUUGUGGGCAACCACGAGGGGCAUGGCAAAUUCCUCACCACUGCCCAGAACCCUGCUGAUGAGCCCGCUCCAGGGGCCCCAGCCCCCCAGGAACUUGGGGCUCAGGAUGAUUUUUAUGAAGUGAGCCUGGACAACAACGUGGAGCCUGCACCAGGAGCGGCCAGGGAGGGUUCUCCCUAUGACAACCCCACUGCACAGCAGAUCGUGCAGCUGUCUCCUAUAAUGCAGGACACUUAGGAGCACCCAGGCUUGCCCAGCAAACCCUGCAUACCAUUCUUUUACCGGGCAGCCAAGAACAGAGAGAUAAACAUCAUCAUCUUAUAAGAGCUGGUCAAGAAAUUUAAAACAACAACAACAAAAGUUACGGGGUUCAUCUCCUACACAAUUCAUUUACUCCAUUUGAAUGUUAGAGUCACUCACAUUUAUUUGUGUUUCUAAUUUACCGUUUAAAUGUAUUUGUAAAAAGUUAAGGGAGAGUUGGUCUUUCCCUGAUGUUCUUUCUGGCA